Messenger RNA from Talaromyces marneffei, 2121 nucleotides. RefSeq lists its product as uncharacterized. NCBI's taxonomy places the organism in Eukaryota, Fungi, Ascomycota, Eurotiomycetes, Eurotiales, Trichocomaceae. The coding region runs from base 1 to 2121 and encodes 706 amino acids. The transcript has 8 exons. The record is from RefSeq and is a predicted model, not a curated record.
AUGGGGGAAAUAUAUCCAGCUUCCUCACAUGCAUUCAUUCAGGCUACACCAGAUGGCGUGAUUGCUGAUCCUGAACCGGUAGCGAUCCAGAGACCUGGAACAAGACAUUUCAUUGUGGCCGUCGACUUUGGGACCACGUUUUCUAGUGUAUCGGUGUAUUGUCAACGUGAUGGCAUCGAUAUAGACACAAGCCAAAUCAACAGCAUCUCCAAUUAUCCCGGUGCCAUGAGCUUUAUGAGCCAAGGCCUCACUGAGGUGCCGACACAAAGCUGGUAUCCAAAACAAGGCAGGCCAAUUCGACAGCCAGUGGAUACCGAAAUAAACGCCGGGAAUGGAGACGACUUAGACGAGUCCACCGACGUCGUUGAAGAUGAAACGAUCGUGGCUACACACUCCGAGAGUGGUGAUCAUGGAAGCAACAGGCAAGGUAUCGAGGAAGCAGAUUUGAUGGAUGUCGAGCACGAUGAGGACGAUGUUAUGGAUGAAGAUGACAAAAUUCGUGAUCAUAUUUAUUGGGGUUGGGAAGUCUCUAAAUUUAUGACCGAUAAUGAUAUUUAUGGGGAGCAAUCUCGACACAUAGCUAGGUCCAAGUUACUGCUCGAUCAUAGCUCUCACACAAAACAUAUUAGAAACCAGCUAGCAAGUACUGUGAAGGACCUACGAGCAAGAAAACUAAUACGAGACGAAACAGACAUAAUAGCCGACUUUUUAAGUCGCCUGUUCCGCCAUACGAAGUCAGAAAUGAACAGACAACACGGCUACCGCAAUGACUGCUCAGUUGAGUUUGUUCUAUGUAUUCCAGUCAUGUGGACAGAGAAGGCAUGCAGGAUUAUGCAAAAUGCCAUGACCAGAGCAUUGCGUGAGGCUGAAUUCAUUGAACACAGCAAUUACGAUGUCGACAACUUGUUUAUCGUGACCGAGCCAGAGGCAGCAUCAACAUACGCUCUGGAAAGAUCGAGGGAGAUCACAGCAGGUGAUUGUUUUCUCCUUCUUGACGCUGGGGGUGGUACAGUUGAUGCCAUUACCUACAGAGUAGCAUCCAGAUCCCCCCUGCGGCUAGAAAGAGAAGAGUUCGAUCCUGAAGCUAGUCACACUGAGUUGGAAGAGAUCGAAAAAGGAAUAGCCAUUGAAGGGAAGAUCAAUGAGCUCCUACUCAAGUUUGAAACGCAAAUUAAACGAGGUGUUGAUAUUUACUCGAGUGACCUUGAGCCCGAACGCCUUUUUGUCGGUGGUCUAACAGCAAAGGACAACGAGAAAUAUAUAAAACCUAACAGGCUAAUCAUUAGUAAAAACGACUUCAGGAAUAUCUUCAAACCCUGUCUGGACGGCGUAUCCGAAUUAAUGUUUAGUCAAUUACGGAAAGCAGAGAAGGCAGGGGUCGAGAUCGGAAAAGUGAUAUUGAUUGGCGGCUUUUCUUCAUCUCCUUCCCUUCAUCACCAUAUAAAGAGACAAUUGGAACAAUAUUCACAGCAAAUACACCGACAAAUACAUUUGACAUCUGCCCCAAUGCCUGGCACGGCCGUGGCUCAUGGUGCCAUACUUCGAGCAGCGAAUAAAGUCGAUGGUCCCGAGCGAAGAAUUCGCUCCAGUUAUGGAAUUUACUGUACCGAGCGCUACGAGCCAACGGUGUGGGAGGCGCAUGCGAAAGUGAAUCCCUGGUAUGACCCCGUUGACGGGAAGAGGUAUAUCAAAAAAUCAAUCGAUUGGAUCAUAGACAAGGGAGAGCUUCUGCCGUCAGGGAAGAUAAUCACCCGACAGGUGCUUCAUACGUUUCCAGCGGAACCGGGUAUCGAGUUUAUUUGCGAAGAAGUUCUUUGUGUAUCAAGCAAACACCACGAGUCUCACUACCGUGAGAAGCAUGCUCAGAAUAAAGGUUAUGAAAUAGCAGGCCGCAUCCUUGUUGACAUGACCUUCCUCAAGGACGACCCUAAUUUCCACCCGGUGGAGCCUGGUCCCGGCGGGAAAGGCCAGCUUCAUUAUUGCGUUGAAUUCGAGCUUGUGAUUAAGGUUUAUGACCGUAAUCUACGAUUUGAAGCUAGAUAUCCUGCAGGAGAGGAUGGCGCGGUCAUGGGAGCUCGGCAGAUUAGUAUAGCCGCUUCUUUUCAACCAGGGACAGCAUGA